UGCAAUUAUAUUCUAAUAAAUAUUAAAAACAAUAUUUAUAUGAAGAUUAUAUAGUAAUAUUAGUAAAAUAUUUAUUUGGACAUUUGUGUUGUGUGUACGAUGUUUGUGUGUAUAAACGAACUAUUUCAAAGAUUUAAUUUCCGUUAAGAUGUUAAAACAGUAACAAUAAGGAUAAUCCUAUUUACUGUUAAUAACAUAACAAUAAUUAGAAUGAAUGAUACGAGAUAAAUUGAAGAAACGCUGUAUAUAUAGUAAAACAUGAGCAGAAAAAUGAAUAAACGUCUCGAAAUUGAGAAAAAUAGUAUAAAAAUAUAAUCAUUCUUAAUUUAAAUCGUUUAAAAAAUGGAGCCACAGAAGCCAUUCGCUUGUACACUUCCCGAUUGUGGGAUGACAUUCACGAAUGAAGAUCAUUUACAUGUUCAUACGAAAAAACAUGACAUGGUGCUUCAGUUGGGCAUGGAACAGAAAGCGGCUUUCGUAGCUGAUCAAACUCCGACACCGACUCGCUUCAUACGGAACUGCGAAGAGGUCGGACUCUUCCAAGAUCUCCAGAAUGUGAACCCCUUCGAUGAAGGCUUUAAGAGAGCUAUGGAGACUAAACAUGGCAUACUAUCUCUGGAGGCUGGAUCGUCGACGGAGGAUGCUUUGCACACCCCACAUCUCCUCUUCCCCCUGGAGCCAGGCGAUUGUACACUGUACACCGCUAACAAUCAACGCAACAUCACAAUUAGUAGAUCAUCAAGCGACGAAUCUGGCGCCGUCAAAGAAUAUGAAACGACAACUAUAUCGAAACUAACAAACGAAGUCACAACGAUAAGUAGAGUUGUCGGUAAAGAUGCGAUUGACAGAGUUAAGACUACAGACGACGUGUCCGUAGUCAGUCACGAGGAGUUAGCUAAAAACAAAGACGGAGUCAACGAAACAUCAGUUUCCUACACAAAUAAUGUCAUAAACAUACAUAGUAAUGUCGAAAUAAGAAAAUAUAGCUUAGUUAACAUAGACGCCAAUAAGACACCGACGGUUAUAUAUACAGAUUCAGUUAUAAAAGAUUCAACAACGAAAGAUGCGCCGCUGAUGAACAAAAAAGACAAAUUACCGCCGAUAAUGAGUCAGAAAUCACUAGAUUUUGUCGUCGACAGUCUAACGUCGGAUGUCUGUCGUGAUAACGACACGGUUAAAACGAAAAUACUUCAAAACGAUGCAAUAAAAUCUGAAAAUAUAAAAGAGAAGAAAGACUACGACGUUAUAAUCGAACAACCGAACGAUAAACGGGAUAGAAGGAAAGAUAUGGAUGAGAACGAAAGAACGGUACAGAAUAACACGAAGGAGAUACUAAAAAAAGUUAUCAAAAAUAAAUCUAUUAAGAACACAGCACCGAAACAAACGAUGCCGAAUGCAAUUGUACAGAAUAUCAUACCGAUAACGGCUGGUACUUUAAUACCGGUGACUGUGCUCAACUCCCCGCUACCUAUAAUAGCUAGUCCCCUCCAGAAGAUACCUAUAGUACCUCUCCCGUCGACUGUUAAAACUAAUUAUAAAUCUGUAAAGCGAAAAAUUAAUAACGAUGGCGCUAAAAGUGUUGAUGACAAAACAAAAUCGGAUGCAAAACAAUUCGAUGACUGGGACAGAGCUGAUCUUGUUAAGAGGAACGCUAGACAACUUCUGGAGAGUCGAAGCGCCGCUUCUAGAAGAUAUAGGCAAAAGUUAAAAGAAGCGAUGCAUAAACAGAGCGAAGAGAACAGACACCUGCGGGAACUCAAUCAGAAGCUGAACGCUGAGAAGGCGGUCCUCAAGCUGAUCAUCACACAGCAUCUCAAGAAGUGUCCCAUUGGUGACGAUUUGAGAAAUAUUCAAGAGAAGUUACACAACGCCAGUCGAAAUUUGAACACAACCGACAUUUGAAUACCAUUAAUUAUUAUAUAUUUAUUAAUACUAUACAAAUUUAUUUUUUAAUACUUUG
Molecule: messenger RNA, 1960 nt
Organism: Vanessa atalanta (red admiral)
Lineage: Eukaryota; Metazoa; Arthropoda; Insecta; Lepidoptera; Nymphalidae
Gene: Atf-2
Exons: 6
Coding region: 343-1902 (519 amino acids)
Biological process (GO): regulation of transcription by RNA polymerase II
Molecular function (GO): cAMP response element binding; DNA-binding transcription factor activity, RNA polymerase II-specific
Source: RefSeq, a predicted model, not a curated record